This is a messenger RNA of Melanotaenia boesemani (Boeseman's rainbowfish), 3728 nucleotides long. RefSeq lists its product as uncharacterized. The coding region runs from base 257 to 1372 and encodes 371 amino acids. Gene Ontology annotation, biological process: SRP-dependent cotranslational protein targeting to membrane, translocation; protein insertion into ER membrane. The transcript has 11 exons. NCBI's taxonomy places the organism in Eukaryota, Metazoa, Chordata, Actinopteri, Atheriniformes, Melanotaeniidae. The record is from RefSeq and is a predicted model, not a curated record. Gene Ontology annotation, cellular component: endoplasmic reticulum membrane.
GGUUCUGAAGUGGGAGGGCCCGUCAUCUGACUUUACCAGGCAGGGGAAAAGUGGGUGUUGUGCUGUGUUGUUUGGCUCGUUGCGACGCAUCUUCAUGACUGUUUUUAAACCCGCCAGCAGCGGUUCACUACAGUGGAGGGAUCAGGAUCCAUCGGUUGAGCUGUACAGGCCGUCAGUGCAGCAGGGGAAGCUCUAGCUCCAACCCCGCCAGACUCAGUUACGGAGCCAAAGAAGGUUAGAGUCGUGUCGGUGAGCCAUGGGUUUCCGCAAGAAGAACAAGAGCCCGCCAGUGCUGAGCCACGAGUUUGUGAUCCAGAAUCAUGCCGACAUGGUUUCGUGUUUGGCCAUGAUUAUCCUCCUCGGUCUGAUGUUUGAGGUCACAGCAAAGUUUGCCAUCAUGUUCAUCACAGUCCAGUACAACGUAACUCAAGUUCUUGAUGAGAAGAGUGAGCAGGGGAUUCGUUACCAGUAUGGUCCUAAAGAUGUGGCUACCGUGUUUUUCUACCUGCUAAUAGCAGUCAUCCUUCAUGCCUUGAUACAAGAAUACAUCCUCGAUAAAAUAAAUCGAAGGUUGCACCUGUCAAAAACCAAACACAGCAAGUUCAAUGAGUCGGGACAGCUCGCAGCGUUCUACCUGUUCUCCUUCGUCUGGGGCUGCAGCAUCCUAACAGCGGAGGACUUUGCAACAAAUCCUACUUUGUUGUGGGAGCAUUAUCCACACACUGACAUGGUUUUUCAGGUCAAGUUCUUCUAUAUUUGCCAAAUUGCCUAUUGGCUCCAUGCACUUCCUGAGCUGUACUUUCAAAAAGUACGGAAGGAAGACAUCCCCCGCCAGCUUUAUUACAUCUGCCUUUACGUUGUCCACAUCACUGGUGCCUACGUCUUAAACCUCCACCGACUGGGCCUGGUGCUGCUAGUCCCUCAUUACCUGGUGGAGCUUCUGUUUCAUGCGUCACGUCUCUUCUACUUCAGUGACGAGAACAAGCAAAAGGGUUUUACGUUGUGGGCCCUACUUUUUGUUAUCGCUCGCCUCCUCACCCUCACACUCUCAGUACUGACAUUUGGCUUUGGCCUGCCCCGGACAGAAAACCACGGCUUCUCCUUAGCAGACGGCAACUUCAAUGUGCUUACCAUAAGGAUGACCUGUCUGGCAGCUAUCUGCCUGACACAGGCUUGGAUGAUGUGGAAGUUCAUUAAUUUCCAGUUGAAAAAGUGGCGAGAGCACAGCCAGAACCAAGCAUCAAAAAAGAAGAUGGUCAGUCCAAAGAGCAAGCCUCAUAAAAGGGAACCUACAAGGGCAGGUGCUUCCAAUGGAGUUGUCAAGUCUGAGGAUAAAACAUCCCCCCGAGCAAGAAAAGCCAAAGCUUCAUAAAGAUAAAAGAGUUGGGAAGGAUGAGUUAAAGAAAUUAUGACAGUGUGACAUUAGAUCUCUACACAACAUCAAAUUUUAUCUAUUGCUCUCUCUCUCCAGAGUUUAAGCGCACUAAGAAACCUUACGUAAAUGUCCCUUUGGGGUUGAAACCUCUAUCUGACAAAGUUCAGUGUUUCUGUCUGCAAGAAGUGUUCAUUAUUCAUGUGGGUUUGCUGCGGAUGGGAUGUGGUAGGUUAGGGCUGGAGCUGAUGCUUUAACUGGAUGGAUUUAGCUCUUCAAAGUGUCCUUUUGUGUAAAAACUACGAUCACUGGUCGGGUACUUUAAACUGAGUUGCUCUUCAGUAAUUUAACAUAGAAUCUGUUCACUUCACAGAACCUUAAAAAAGCCAAAUUUGACUUCAGGGCAACUUAUAAAAUGAAGAGAUUAACUCAACAGGGUAUCGUCUUAAGUUUGGGCCUUAUUCAAUAUUCUCUUUUUUUUUCAGGAAAAGAUAUGAAAUGAAUUACUUUAGGGGAUACUUGUGCUAUUUAAGGUAUUUGAAAUAGUUGCAACCUGAAAAGUAAAGCUUGUUUUUAACUCCUUGAUCAUUUACUGCCAUUAUUUGACAGCCUCUGCCAUUGAAAUCCAGCAUGUGACAGGAUUGAGGCACUUUUCAUAUUUAAGGUUGCUGUCUAUCUCCAACCUGGUAUUUGGCCUGUUUUGGGGGCCUUGUCCCGGUUAGGAGCCUCACCAUAAAGAGCUGUACUGUAAUAUGUCAUGCUGUACUGUUUGCAUACAGUUAAGUCUUUACAAUGGCAUGAUUGAACAUUUUUAGCAAACUUUUAGCAAGAAACUGUGUUACUAAGGCUGCUUUUAAGUCUUUUGAAUGGUAAUGCAUGAUGGUUUAAGGCUGAAGAUUUUACAGCUAGGUUCUACAUGUGCUGUUGAGUUUGCAUCUCUCACACACUACCACAGCACACACACAAACACAAGCAUUCAGUGGCCUUUUUACAACUGCUGCAAGAGGUUUCAGUUAUUUAUUUUUGUCAUAAACUACAGAUAGUUUUUACUUUAUAUACUUUCAGAAGCUAUAACCAGCAAACACAGCGGUACAUAGCAACUGCAUUUAGUUAAUCCAAACAAUACAAUCUUUCUUCAAGUGUCCUUACGAUGUUAGUGGUUUAUAUCACUUGUUCUGCUGGUGUUGUGUUCAGUUUGCCUUCUCUUUUUGCUUUUUUUUUAUUCUCGGGUAUCAGGGAACAAGCUUUUCAUCACUCACACCAUAAUUUACAUGGUCUGUUGGGGACAAUGUUUGUGAGGGAUUGUGUUUGUGUGCCUGCACACUUUUAUGCGUGUAUUAUAUUGUGUAGCUGACGAUGUAAGUUUGUGAAUUAACUUGGCCUGAAUGAUGAUGGUGAUGUUAAUGACAAUGUGCAUUGCUUGUCUUGUUUAAAAACAAAAAAGAAAAGAAAAGAAAAAAAAGAACCUGUGUGCAGAGCAUGAAAAUUGACAAUCUGUUCAUUGACUCCUACUUGUUGGUUGUAUUUACAAUCACACCCUCCCCUCAUCCUUUCUUUUUUUCUAAGUUCUCCUUGGCUGGGCAUGUCUCUCUCUUCCCAACACACUUCUGUGUGCAAAAACACUGAAUUGUGGCAUAUGGUGUCUGUUCUAUAGAUAAUUGGUUAUAAGAUGCUUCUGUGUUUAAUGUGUCUGUCCCCACAUAUGCUUUAUUCUGUGCGCAAGAGACUCUGUUUGCCAAAUGUGACAUGUUUUAUCCUCCCUGUUUCACCUUUUCAAUGAUCCUGACAUUGCUGUGGAGCACGUUUUGAACUGAGGGCCACGUUCUUCUCUCCAGCUCUACUGCUGAACCACUGUGCAUGAGACAUCCGAAACAAAGCAAGACCAAAACAAAAAGGAAAAAAAAAAGACUGUGCUACCUGUGUGUCUAAAGUUGGAGUUUGGCGUUUCAGUCAAAUGUAGGGGUGAAGAAGAAGGAUGCUGUUCUUUUUCCUUUUCUUUCCCCCCCCCCUAUCUUUAGCACUCUUUUUUGGGGGCGUUUGGUAGUGUCGAAAGACCUGGCAUUGUCAUAGGAGGAAAGGAGAUGCAGAGGACUAAUGUACCAGCCUCUUAUGAAACUGUCUCAGAUAGAAGAUGAAAAAACUGACUUAACCCUACACUGUACUAAAAUAUGUGUCAGAUUUUUAAGCUAUUUUUAUAGAGGGAAAACUGUUGAAAAUGACUGUUGUUCAGUAUACACAUGUGAAUAUUUGCUUUGCAUCCAUAUUAUCAAUCAUUUUGUUUUUUUCUUUGUUAUAAUAUAAAUAAAUUUUAAUGUAUAUUAUAAUAUCACAUGACAUAAAGAUUGAGCUUGCUGAA